Molecule: messenger RNA, 894 nt
Organism: Cyphellophora attinorum
Lineage: Eukaryota; Fungi; Ascomycota; Eurotiomycetes; Chaetothyriales; Cyphellophoraceae
Product: AB hydrolase superfamily protein YdjP
Exons: 1
Coding region: 1-894 (297 amino acids)
Molecular function (GO): catalytic activity
Source: RefSeq, a predicted model, not a curated record
AUGAAUUCUCCCACACUGAGCGCACAAUGUUUCGUGAAGACGUUGGACGGAGUCGAGCUGAAUUGUAUCCGUGCAGGCCCCUCGAACGGGCGGAACGUUCUGUUCAUUGCAGGCUGGCGACAACCAGUAGCGUCCUGGAAGAAGCAAGUCGCUGCUUUCUCGCAAAAGGGGUUCAGAGUCACGGCCUUCGACUAUCGCGGCCACGGCGAUUCUGCGAAGCCAUCGUUCGGGUACACCAUUGCUCGAUUUGGAGCCGACCUGAGAGACGUACUUGUCCAGCUUGACCUCAAGAGCGUCAGUGUUGUCGCACACUCGAUGGGAUCCUCCGUUGUGUGGUCGUUCUGGUCCAAUUUCCCCGAGGAGCGUCAUCGGCUUGAGCGCUUUGCAAUCGUAGAUCAAUCAACGGUUCUGGUACGGAACCCUACCUGGAAUCAGUCAGAGAGAGAAACAUUCGCUGCGGCGCUGUUCAGUCCUGCCGGCGUGUACGAGUUCUGUGCUGUGCUUCCAACAAAACUCGAAGAGUUCAUAAGAUCGAUGUUCAGCGCCGACGUGUCUGAAGACGACUUCACCUGGUUUCUGACGGAGAACAAGAAAAUGAGCAAUGAGAACGCUGCCACUCUCUUGAUCAAUCAUGCUUUUGCAGACUGGAGGAACACGAUCCCGCUCGUCGACAUCCCGACCUUGGUGAUUGCGGGAGAGGCAAGUCUGAAUAAGGCAUCUAGUAUUGUUUGGGCUGCGACACAAAUGCCGAAUGCAAGGCAACGAACUUUCUCAAAAGAAGAGAGGGGCAGUCAUUUCAUGUUCUGGGAAAAUCCUGGUCUAUUCAAUUCUGUGCUCGAAGAGUUCAUCGAUGCACCUGUUGAUUAUGCCCGAAGUCAAAGUGUGAGACGUUAG